Messenger RNA from Micromonas commoda, 2511 nucleotides. Its product is annotated as peroxisomal protein importer family. The transcript has a single exon. Bases 1 to 2469 code for a protein of 822 amino acids. The record is from RefSeq and is a predicted model, not a curated record. Gene Ontology annotation, biological process: protein import into peroxisome matrix, docking. Lineage: Eukaryota; Viridiplantae; Chlorophyta; Mamiellophyceae; Mamiellales; Mamiellaceae. Gene Ontology annotation, cellular component: peroxisomal membrane; cytosol. Gene Ontology annotation, molecular function: protein binding.
AUGUCGCUCAGGGACCUGGUGGCCGGCCCCGGGGGCGGCGGCUCUUGCGCCGUCCCCGACGAGCGCGCUUCCUCCACCAAUCCCCUCGGCAGACUCGCCGACGCGGUCCUCGGCGAUCGCAAGGGGCGGCACCCGGAGCACGUCGGGCCGAGGGGCGCUGGACCCGGAUCGCCCGGGCCCGGCGCUUUCGCCGACCAGUUCCUCAGCGAGCAGCGGCUGCGAGGGAACCUGCUGGGAGGAGACGACGCGGGUUUCAGCGCGCUCCCGGGGCAGUAUCGCGGGACGCCCGGCGGUCCGCGGGAGGGAGGAUGGGCGGCGGAAUUCCAGCAGCAGCGCGGCGCGCCCGAGGGCUACCUGUCCCGCGCCCCUCGAGACUUGGGCGCCCCGCCGCCGAUGACCCCCCCCGUCGCGCCGGAGCAUCCCGCGCUCACCGCCGCGCUUCACUCCGCGGUGGCGGAUCCGUCCAUCGCGCCCGCGUCCGCCUCCACCCCGCCGCCGCGUGACCUCACCCUGACCCCGCGGGAGAAGACGGUCAUCCGCAACCGAAGCGCGAUCAUGGCGAGGCACGUCCACGGCAUGGCGCCCGAGCACGCCCUUCGCGCGAGGCUCGGAGCCGCCCUGUCGCCGCUCUCGAUCGACCCGACGCCCGAGGGCGCCAUGGACGGGCCGAGGCAGUUCACGAUGGGGGGACACCCGAACGGUCCGGCGCUCGCGGACGCCAGCGCGGACUCGCGAGCGGGCUGGGUCCACGACUUUCGCCGCAACGAAAACAACCAGUUCCAGCACCAACACCCGCUUCAUCACCAACACCCGCAGCAGCAGCAGCAGCGCGGGGCGCGGUGGGCCGAUGAUUUCGCCGCGAUGUCCCUUAACCCCGGGGCGAACGCCGUGCAGUGGACCGAGGAAUACAGCGGUCGGAGAGCGUCGCCGCGGGUGGACGAGAUUGCGCCGGCGGCGGCUGACGGCGUUCGGUCCGACGCGACCGCGGAUACGUGGGCUGAGGAGUUCAACGCGGCGAUGCCCGGCGGGGAGUGGGCGCGCGAGUUUCGGCGGGAGCAGGACGCGCGGGAACAGGGACGCGCGGCGGGUGCCGAACGGGCGCACGUGCCGACGGAGGCGCAGGCGGAGACUGCGGCGCACGCCGGUCGAAUCGCCGAGACGAUGUCGAGCGACCAAAAUCCCAAGUUUCAAAACUCUCAAUUUCUCAACUUCAUGUCCCGGAUGAGCCGCGGGGAGACGGUGGUGGAGGGAAACGACGUCGUAGAGGUGACCCCGGGUGCCCAACAAGGGAGCGCGGCGGGUGAGCGAUGGGGCGAGGAGUUUGCGCGGGCGCGGGGCGGCGGCGACUGGGCGGCUGAGUUUGCCGCCGCCGGGGGACCCGCGGCUGAUUGGGCGCGCCAGUUCCAACAGAAUCAGUCCGUCGCGCAGCGCGACCGGGACCCGGCGCAAGGGUGGGCGGACGAGUUCGCGGACGUGCCCGAGGAGUGGGCUGCCGAGUUUGAGGAGAUGAAGCGGGGUAACCCCGACUGGGCGCUGGAAAACGUCUGGGACCAGAUCGAGUCGGAGGGCGCGGCGCUCCGAAACGCCGAGCGCUCGCACUACCAGUUCACGGAUCCUAACCCUUACCUCGGACGUAAGGACGCGCUCGAGGUUGGCAGGGAUCUGUUCCGAAGGGGCGUUCUCAGCGAGGCGGCGCUCGCCCUCGAGGCGGCUGUCAGGGCGGAUCCCAAGCUCGUCGAAGGCUGGCGGCUGCUCGGCACGGUUCACGCCGAGAACGACGACGAUCGCAAGGCCAUCGCCGCGAUGACCAAGGCGAACGAGGCGGACCCGAACAACCUCGAGGUUCUCCUAUCCCUGGGCGUCAGCCACACCAACGAGCUCGACCAGGACGAAGCCGUCGGUCACAUGCGCGCGUGGCUUCGCAACCAGCCGAGGUUCAGGGCGCUGGAGGCGGAGCACGCGUCGGCCCUCGGACGCACCGGCGGCGUCGAUACCCCCGCAUCGGUGCUGGAGCUCUUCAAGCGCGCCGCGUCCGCCGCGCCGAGAGACGCGGACGUCCACGCCGUCCUCGGCGUCCUCGCGCACCUGUGCCGCGAUUACGACGCCGCCGUCGACGCGUUUAACCGGGCGCUCGACAUCGCGCCGAACGAUUACUCGAUGUGGAACAAACUCGGCGCCACGCAGGCUAACAGCGCCCGGUCCGCGGACGCCAUGGCGGCGUACCAGAGAGCCUUAGACCUCAAGCCCAACUACGUUCGCGCGUGGUGUAACAUGGGCAUCGCGUUUGCCAACCAGGGCAAGUACGCGGAUAGCGUCGCGUAUUACGUCCGGGCGCUGAGUCUUAACCCGCAGGCGGAGAGUGCGUGGGGGUACCUGCGCAUAUCGCUGGGUUGCUGCGGGAGGAUCGAGCUGAUGGAGGCGGUGGACAGGAAGGACCUGGAGCUGCUGCAGCGCGAGUUUCCGCUGUGAUGAGCGCGAAUGGUUUUAAUUAAAAAUCCCCAAACUUUCGCG